Oncorhynchus keta (chum salmon) is the source of this 5276-nucleotide messenger RNA. Its product is annotated as cilia- and flagella-associated protein 221-like. The transcript is spliced from 11 exons. Gene Ontology annotation, cellular component: cilium. The coding region runs from base 1766 to 2320 and encodes 184 amino acids. Gene Ontology annotation, biological process: cilium movement; cilium assembly. NCBI's taxonomy places the organism in Eukaryota, Metazoa, Chordata, Actinopteri, Salmoniformes, Salmonidae. The record is from RefSeq and is a predicted model, not a curated record.
UAGCAGACUAUACAAUGACGUAGAUACUGAGGUAAUCAUACGAAUAGGAACAUAUCUGGUGUGUGAUUGGUAUUGUAUGAUUUCAAUAGACUGUAAGGGAGAGAAGAGAGAGUGAUGCGAAGCUGAGCCUGAAGACAGCAGUUGAUGUGUCCGACCACUCCCUGCUGGAGUGGUCAAGAUACUGAUACAACGGACUGAUAAACUGAGCUCGAAAGACCUGAGGGAAGUCAUGAUGGCCCAACCUAAGCUGGGUCUCCAGACAAGACAGAUGAAGGAGGCAUUCUUUGAGACCAGGGUUCGACAGGACAUCCAGGUGGAGAGAGCCAAUCAUUUCAGAUGGUUAGAAAAGGAGAGGUGAGGAAGGAGAGGGACUUUGCUAGAGGCCAACCUAAGCUCUCUACCAGACGGGUCCUGCGUAACACAGGCCAGGCACCGGUGGGCACGCCGUUCUUUCGCAUGUACUCCAGCAGUCAUCUGGAGAUCACGCAGAGAGCUCUGAGGCUCUUCCAGCAGGCAGCCCGCAAGGUACAGUACUUAGCCCUCUCUCUUUCACUCCAUUGGCCUUAGAUUAGGCCCUAUAGGCAUCGAGUGCCUCAUCCCAGCCCACUCAACACAACGGUUUCACUCACAAACCACAAGCCAAAACCCUGUGAGGCGGUGUGUAUGCUCUCAAUGAUAACGAUCUUAAGACAUGUCAUAAGAUGGUGUAGUAGUCCCUGUCGUAUGUCUGGGAUGGGAAUUCCUAAGGUAAGCUAUAUUUAAUGAUGUAGCCUACAUUCAACCAAAUGAGAAACUGUAAAACCAGUAUGUUAUACAAUAUCUCAUAGGCAGUUGGAAAGCUGACAAUGUCCAAGUCCUGGUUCUCUUUAAUAUCAAAUUUAUCCCAAUGCAUACUUGAAAACAUUUUGGGGUUUUGUAUUUAUAUCAUUCUCUAUUUGAGUAAGAAACAUGUACCGUAACAGAUGUCAUACAGCAGGAAGAGGGUUUACUCACAAACAUGCAUAACCUUUCGAAACAACACGACCUCUUUCAAGUGAGUGCCCCAUGUGUUUCAGGUGGUGAUUCAAUGUCAACAGACUGGUCUCGUUGAGGCAGCUGACUCAAAGCUUGAAGCGCCUGUCCCCAGGAGUAAGACUGUUGAGACCCCACAGGGCAAACGUGUUCUCUAUUUGACACAGGCAUAUGAUCAAAAUACAUACUUGAACGAUGCAGCACACGCAUUUGUUGUGCCAAAAUAAAAAAUAAAAAAUGUACAUUGUAGCACUAACAACGAGCUAUGUUUGCCUUUCAGUCACUCAUGUAAACGUACCCGCUGAUGAUGACAGGGAUUUUGCUUAGAAAUUGUACAGUCACGUGCUCACUUGUGUCCCAUUACAUGUGUUGUUUCUCAAGGUUCCCCAGCACUACAAGUUAAUGGGGUACCAGCCUGUUUCGGCCUUUGAGGCUGCCGCUAGCUACACCCCCCAUCCCAGCCCAGGACGCUAUGCACUGGGGCACAGGAUGAACUGUUUCCCAGGGUGAUCCGUUCUCCCUCGGGGUGUGCAGUGGCGGAGCCAGAGGGUUGAGGAGGAUGAGUGUCCCAGUCUGAGCUUCAUGGCCCCCACCGCCCUGCUGAAGCCUCCCUACGCACACCCCCUCGGAAUCUUUAACCCAGCCCCCCGGUCUCCAUGCCUUCAAAGCAGACCCCCUCUACCUAGAGUGUGAUCUGGAGUUCCACCUGUGUCCACUGCCCCGGUACACCAUCCCAAAGCCCUCUGUGUUUGGAAUGCACAUCCCCAGCACUCAGAAGACAUUUUUAGACCGAACAGAUGUGAUCCGAGGCGUGAUGACCUGGAAGAAGUUCCCAUCGGCUGCCCUGGCCUCUCUGUCCAACAGUCCCACACUCACCAGUAGCUGGGCCCCGCGCAUGUCUGACCCCUUCAACAGUGACAUUCUGCCCACCAUGGCGCCCACAGCUCUGAAUGGCCUUCCAGAAGAUAUGACAGAGGAGCUACUGGAUGGACCGUCUGAAAGCAUGGGAGUAACUCUCACGCCCGAGAUGAUCCGAGCCGAGUUUCCCCUGCCAGAGAAUGUACCUUCCACUCCCAGACAGCUGAAAGACGACAGCUCUAAAGAUGACAGGAGUUCCCUGAGUCCCUGUAAAACUCCCCAGAGGAUGCCUGUCAGUACAGUAAACACCUCCAGGGAAUCAAGAGAGCAGCAGCUGGAGAUGUUUCUGAAGUCUCAGACCAAUAGACUUGGUGCCAAGGUGACGGCGCGACUCAACCACCUGAAUAUUGUGGGCAAGGCUAAUUCACCCUCUACACCAGAGAAUAAAUAGUGCUAUAUUUGUUACGAGGCACUAAGGUUGAUGCAGGAAAUAUCAGAUUACAGUACCAACAUACAUUGACUGAUAUAUUUCCUAUAAUAUAUUUUACUGUAAAAUACAUCAUUAUGAUGAUGAGACAGCUUACAGGGAGGAGGUCAGAGACCUGGCAGUGUGGUGCAAGGACAACCUCUCCCUCAACGUCAGCAAGACAAAGGAGCUGAGCAUGGACUACAGUAAACGGAGGGCUGAGCACCGGAGUAUUUGCAUUGCCCCCCUUGUUUUUGCACUGACAUUCUUGCUCAGGUUCUAUGAACACUCAAUGUACUGUACCCACACACUCACACAUACCACACCGACACUCCAACACACAAACACACACACAUACACACACAAACACUCACAUACUACAUAUGUACACACACACACACAACACACAUGCACACAUGCAUAUUUUAGGAACAUUUAGUGGUCCUAAAACGGAACCUUGAGGAACACCGAAACUUACCAUUAAUUUGUCAGAGGAAAACCCAUCCACAGAGACAAGCUGAUAUCUUUCCGACAGAUGAGAUCAAACCAGGCAAGAACUUUUCUGUGUAGACCAUUUAGGGUUCCCAAUCUCUCCAAAAGAAUGUAGUGAUCGAUAGACAAACUGAUAUCUUUCCGACAGAUAAGAUCUAAACCAGGCAAGAACCUGUCUGCAUACACCAAUAGGGUUUCCAAUCUCUCCAAAAGAAUAUAGUGAUCGAUGGUGUAAAAAGCGGUACUAAGGUCUAGGAGCACGAGGACAGAUGCAGAACCAUGGGCUGACACCAUUAAAAGGUUUCAUUAAAAGGUACCACCUUCACAAGCAUUUAAAAACAUUUUAUUGAGAGGAAUGGGAGAUUUGAUCUUGGCCAAUAGUUUGUUUUUUACAUUUGCCGGGUGAAGGUUUGGCUUUUUCAGGAGAGGCUUUAUUACCGCCACUUUUAGUGAGUUUGGAAGACAUCCAGAGGAUAGUCAAUCGUUUAUUAUGUUCAACAUAAGAGGGCCAAACACAGGAAGUAGCUCUUUUAGUUGUUUAGUUGGAAUAAGGUCCGGUAGGCAGAUGGAAGGUUUAGAGGCCAUGAUGACCAUUUUCGUGAAUGUGUCAAGAGAUUCAGGAUAAACAAACACUAGUGUCUCCAUUGACCCUAGAUCCUGGCAGUUCUGUGCAGACUCAGGAAAAGUGAGUUUUGGAAAAAUACGCAGAUUCAAGAGGAGACCGUAAUUUGCUUUCUAAUGAACAUCUUUUUGGCGAAGAAGUUCAUGUAUUUGUUCAUCCUCACUUGGGGAAUGCUGCUUUUCGACAGCAUAAAAAAAUAAAUGUUGGAUUAUUUUUAUUCUCCUCAAUCAGGUUGGAAAAGUCGUAGUAAGUCCUUUAUUUAUUUUGUACCCCGAUGUCCUUGGGUAGGUGGAGGAAGUCUGGAAGGGCAUCUAAGAAUCUUUGGGUUGUCUGAGAAUUUGCAGUGCAGCUUUUGAUGAUCCUUGAUUGGAGUCUGAGCAGAUUAUUUGUUGCAAUUUCAAACAUACUAAAAUGGUUGUCCGAUUACAAGGAAAAACAUUUAGAUCCACAAUAUUUAUUCCACAGGACAAAACUAGAUCCAGGGUAUGACUGUGGCAAUGAGUAGGUCUGGAGACAUGUUGGACCAAACCCACUGAGUUGAAGAUGGCUCUGACAGCCUUCUGGACUGGCUCUGUGGACUUUUCCACGUGAAUAUAAAGUCACCAAAAAUGUGAAUAGUAUCUGCCAUGACUACGAGGUCCGAUAAGAAUUCAGGGAACUCGGUGAGGAAUGCCGUAUACAGCCCAGGAGGCCUGUAAACAGUAGCUUUAUAAAGGUAUUGAGUAGGCUGCAGAGAUUUCAUGACUAGAAGCUCAAUAAUGAAAACACAGUCGUUUUUUUUUCCUUUGUAAAUUGAAAUUUGCUUUUGUAAAUGUUAGCAACACCUCCACCUUUGUGGGAUGCACGGGGGAUAUGGUCACUAGUGUAACCUGGAGGAGAGGCCUCUUUUAACACAGUAAAUUCGUCAGGCUUGAGCCAUGUUUCAAUCAGGGCAAUCACAUUAAGGUUAUGAAUUAUGAUCAGUGAUUAGUUAAUUGAAUAAUGACUGCUUGGAAGUGAGGGAUCUAACAUGAAGUAGUCCUGUUUUGAGAUGUGAGAUAUUAUCACAAUCUCUUUCAAUAAUGACAGGAAUGGAGGAGGUCUUUAUUCCAGUGAGACUGCCAAAGCGAACACCGCCAUGUUUCGUUUUUCCCGACCUAGAUCGAGUCACAGACAUGGUCUCAAUCGGGAUAGCUGAGCUGACUACACUGACUGUGCUAGCGGCAGACUCCACUAUGCUGGCAGGCUGGCUAACUGGCUACCUGGCCUGCACCCUAUUUCAUUGUGGAGUUAGAGCCCUGUCUAUGUUCGUAGAUAAGAUGAGAGCACCCCUCCAGCUAGGAUGGAGUCCGUCACUCCUCAGCAGGCCAGGCUUGGCCCUGUUUGUGGGUGAGUCCCAGAAAGAGGGCCAGUUAUCUACAAAUUCUAUCUUUUGGGAGGACAGAAAACAGUUUUCAACCAGCGAUUGAGAUGUAUGAGUCUGCUGUAGAGCUCAUCACUCCCCCUUAACUGGGAGGGGGCCAGAGACAAUUAUCGUCGCCAGCACAUCUUUCUAGUUACACGCGGAAGUUAUGUUGAGCUUCGUGACCUCUGACUGUUUCGUCCUAACAUCGCUGGAACCGACAUGGAUAACAAUAUCCCUAUACCCAUCGACGAUCACCAGUUUAAGCCUCAGCCAGCUCCAUUUGUAGGACAAACACUUCAAAAACGUAUUCCUUGUGUUUUUUCUGACUGUCUUUUUUUGCCAUUAAUGCCAUUAGUGUUAUUCAAUGUGUUUCUAUGGGCUAUACUAGUAAAGGCCAAAUAGCUAAAUGAGCCACGGUGUGACCAUCUUAAACCCCCCCACCC